AAAGAGAAACAACAACAAACGCAGAGGAGAAGCAGCGACUGUGAACUUUGUAUUUGGGCCCGUGAAAGCCUCAAUGCUAACCUUUUUUUGCUGCGGUUUUUAACAGUAGCUUUUGAGUUGGCGUGUGCUCCAGAGGGAAACAAAUGGAUCAGUCUCCCUCAGAUUCCACCUGCAGCUCGUCCUGUGUGAAACUCUAUCUGUGCUCCAACCCAGAGGACAGCAUCACAGAGCGCAGAGCUCUGAGAGAGCAUGUUUUCCCCAGACUCAGAGAGCACUGCAGACACACACUGGGACUGGACGUCAGGGUGAUAGAUCCGUUUGAGUCCAGCGAUCCCAGUCGUUGGCCAGAUGAAUACACCAGACAGCAGCUGAUUGAAGAAUGCAGAGAGAGCUCAGCAGGACCUUUUUUACUGGCGCUGGUAGGGCAUCAGUAUGGCACAGCCAGCCUGCCCACCUGUGUGGAAGUGUCAGAGUACCAGCUGCUGCUGCAGGAGAGCCAACAGGCCGGCGGCAGCACCCAGGAGCUGGAGAGAGUUUACCAGAGAGACGAGAACGCCAUUCCUCCCUCCUACUGCCUGAGACCUCCACACAGACACACCCCCUCUCCUCAGGUAGAGGUUAGUGAGGAAGAGCAGAGCAAGAUGAAGGCCAAAGAAGAAGAGCUGAGGAGGGUGGUUCAGACCACUGUGAGUCUGUGUGUCCACAAAGGUCUUAUGACCUCAGAGAGCGCCCACAGCUACUACAGAUCAGCCCUCGAUGCAGAUCUGCGAUUUGCUCUGGAAACCCGCCCUGAUAACAACAUCGUCGGGCGCUGCCUGGUUUACGUCCACAAAGUCGUCAAUGCAAAGGGAGAGAGACAGAAAGGACAGAUGGAUUCAGAACUGCAGCCACAAUCAGAGGCUGCUACCUCUGACCUGAGGACAGCACCCACUGAUGAACAGUUACUCUCAGAGCUUUGUGAUGUCUUCCUCCCCGGUCUCAUCACUUCCCGACGGCUUUUAGUCUACAUCACUACCACUGAGUGUGACCAUCGCCAUGGUUACACCACGGCCUGGAGGCGGGGCUAUGCUGAGUCUCUGUGCCAGCAGGCGUACGCUAACCUCAUGAGGUUAAUCAACAGGUUCAACGCGGCAGAAACCAGAGAGGACUCUCAGCUUGGUGAUGCAUUGGCCCGAGAGCGGGCCGAGCAGGAGGAGCUGUGUGAUACCCUGUCCCGACUUUAUGACAUCAUCCGGCCAGAGGAGGAAGAGAUCAGAGCCUAUGUGAAGCAGAGUGACCAGCAGUGUCCUCUAGUGGUGACAGGAAGGCCAUGCACAGGGAAGUCAGUGCUGCUGGCACACUGUGCUCAACAGAUAAAGUCGUGGCUACCAGACAGUGAUCCUGUGGUCACUUAUUUUUGCAACCUGCAACAGGCUCUUUCUCCAAAGCACCUGUUGGCCAGCCUGUGUUAUCAAGUAGCCAGUAGAUACCACAGUGACUCCUCCACUGAACAAGGUCCCAGCUUCUACCUCACCACUGACCCGAAUGAUCUUACCAGCAUCGCUAAAUCCAGAGACUACAAAUCGAACUGUGGCCCAACAUCUAUUCUGAAUUCUCACCGUGGACCCGCCACCAUAAGUCUGACUGAGCUUAAAGAACGUCUCUCCUCCCUCCUCUCCCUUCUGCCUUCUCCCAAUCAGCCUUUAGUUCUAAUCCUCGAUGGCCUGGAUCAGAUCGAAAACAACUUUGUUUGCCCUCAAAUCAUUGAGAGCCUCCCCUCCCCCCUCCCUCCCGGUGUCAAACUAAUCCUCACAGCCUCCUCCAAACGAACACACGUCCUGCAGGCCGUCAAACUACAUUACCCACAAUGCAGUCUACCUAUGUCAGAAGGCAGUGCGAAGGAGUCGGGAUAUAUUUGUGUACAGUUGGGACCGGCUGACAGGAGAGAGUGUGUGAGGUUAUUGGCGUCGCUGCUGAGCAGUUCAGGAAGGAGGGUGACAUCAGGACAACAGGCUCUGGUGAACCAGGCGUUGACCUCCUGUAGUCUGCCUCUCUAUGCUCGACUUCUGCGUGUACAUACCUCGCUCUGGUACUCUGAUUCAGAUGUGACUGAGUCAUCUCUCCCCGACGGCAUCCAUGCAUCCAUCUCUGCCCUCCUGGAUCACCUUGAGCAGAAACACGGCUACUCUGUCGUAGCUCGAGCGGUCUCCUACCUCACCCUCUCCAGGACUGGGCUCACUGAGGCCGAGCUCGCCGAUCUUCUGUCCAGUGAUAAUGAGGUGCUGUCUGAGUACGUUCAGCAGGGUGCGGGUGCCUCCUACAGCGUGAGGGUCUCACAAAUUGAUGUGGAGAGACUUCUAUUGGAUUUGAGGGGGUUUCUCAUCAGGAUGACAUUUGCGGGGUCACAUGUUUUGUUCUGGGUGAGCAGGCACUUCAAGCUGGUGGUGGCUAAGAGAUAUUUAGGCACUCACGAGGUGAGGAGGGAGAUUCAUUCGGAGAUGGCUGCUUAUUUCAGCGGCUGGUGGACUAAUGGACAUGCUAAACAAUUUCUUGUCAAUUUGAAAUCAGGAGCAAACAAAGACACUGCCCAAAUAAAAAUAUACACAGACAGGCAGCCACCCAGCCAGCCACUUGUCUUCACAUCUUUGUCCAAAGGUGCUGGUCAGGUGAACUUGAGAAAAGUUGUAGAGUUGCCAUAUCACAUGCAACAAAGUGGCAGGUGGGAGGAGCUGGUGCAUGAGUUGUUAAUGUCACUGGGGUUCCACCAGGCCAUGGUUCGAGCUGGUCUUCUAGGAGAUCUGGUAACCAUGUUGGAAGGUGACAAAGGGUCAUCACAGUCUCUGCUUUUAAGAGAAAGACUACUCCUAGCAAGCACAUUAAAGUCCUGUGCUUGCUUACUGCAGCCUGCUCCUCUGGAGCUGCCCAUGGUGAUGGAAAUGAGCCUCCUCCCUUAUCUGGAGGUUUUUCCUCUGCUCGAAGGUUAUGUCAGAGAGAUCAGACAGGAGAGGAGGAAAAGAGGAAAUGGAUUAGGAGUAGCACUUUGUCCUGCUCCUUCCUCUGUUCCCCCCAUUCUGUGUUUGAAGAGUGAUGUCAAAGCCAAGGACGUUUCUGUUGCAGAAGCUGCCGGGACGGAGUGCGGGAUCGUAGCAGAGAUCAUGGACGAUGGUUCUGCUUGGGUUUGGAAAGGUUCCAGAUGCGACGUAGUUAAACUAUCGCUGAGCUGUGAGCAGAAGGAGCUGGAGUUUGCAGGAGUGAAGAGCAGUGGUCAAUUCGUGCUGCUUUCCACGCAGUGCAACAAGCUUUUCUUGUGGGAUGUGACAGGCCCAGAAAUGUUUCUAGAGGUUAAAGACCCUUUGAAGACAGAGUUUGAACCAAAAUCAGACCAACAAACACCAAACAAAAUUGAGGGGUUUGUCAGAUGUCAGAAAAAGUUAUUCAUGUGGUGGAAAGAUGAGAGUUUUGUGAGUGUGUUUAACCUCUCCAGUGAGACCUUGACUCAUUUCCAGUGUCAGAGUUCUGUGACCAGUUUGGUUUGCUCUUCUAAUGGCUUUUACAUGUACUGUGGGCAGGAGGAGGGCACAGUGUCCAUAUUUGACACAGACUCCAGCAGUCUGCUUGGCAGCUUUACAAACUCAAACCGCAGUGCAGUUACAUUGAUAAUCAUCUGUGAAGAUAAGAGGGAAAUGGCUUGUGUUGACAGGACUGGGAAUGUAACUCUAUGGUAUGUAGCGGACAAAACACAACCAGCCAGACUUGCUAAAGAAAGAUUCACUGGGGGUAAAUCUAACAAUAUCCUCAAUACAGAUUACUCUGAAGAAAUCGACACGUUAUUGGUGUGCCAGUGUCAUCAGGUUACGCUGUGGGAUACAUGCAACUGGGAGCUGUGGGACCAGUUUUUAGGCCCACAAGGGAGGGCCUUCACUCAAGCUGUGCUUUCCCAAGAUGGCCACCUUUUCCUGGCUUCAUUAGACGCCUGUGCCCUUGUCUUGGUGUGGAGGGUCUGCUCAGGGGAGUGUGUCCUCUCCUUAGAAACAAAUGAGCAGCCUCACACAAUACUCAAAACGGCCACAGAUGUUAUUUGUGUCACUCGUGACGGCUGCCUGACAGUGUGGGACUCUGAGAUGAUAGCUGCUGCAGGUACGGCUCCAAAGAUAGGGUGUGGCGUGAAGGAUGUGGUGUUUGAACCGACAGGGGAGUGGUUCUACACCACAGAUGGGUCAGAGAUGGUGUGGAGAUGGAGACUGAAGACAGGCUUUCCAGAUGCUAAGUUCCUACAUGAUGGUGCUGUGGAACAACUGUGCCUUUCUCAGGAUAACAUCCACCUUGUGACGCUCUCAGCAGGGGAAAUCUACGUUUGGCAGACAGAAACAGGUCAGAACAUCCUGCGCAUCAGUGGCAGCAGAGCCACAGAAAUCCUGAUCACCCCUAAUAGUAACUUUGGGGUGAGUAUUUCCAAGAGAGGGUUGUCUCAGGUGUGGAAGCUUGCAUAUGGGAGUAUCGUGUGCAGCAUACACCUGUACCUAUCUGAUGCCAAGGUGUCUCCUGAGAGCACCUUCCUCAUUGGCUGUCACCGUGGUGACCUAUUAGCUGCCAGUUUGUGGUCAGGCUCCAUCAGCAAGCGUUUCUCCUGUGCGGAAAGCUCAGAGCAUGUUGUUGCUUUCGACACACUUUCAGAGCACCCAGACUUCGUGGUGGUGAUGGUAGCCUCAGGAGCAGUGUACACCUGGAAGGUAGCAGAGGAGACUGUCUGUAGGCACUUUGAGUUGCCGUAUACGUUUCAGUGUCAGCCACAAGACUUCCAAAUGUCCUCUGAUGGCAGCUACGCACUACUGUCCACUGCCAAUGACACCAUGAGCCUCUUGGACCUGUCCCAGAUCAGACUCUGCUUGUUCAGAGCCGAGGGUCCUGUCAUUAAAGCCUGUUUGGACAGAGCUGGAUGUUUUGCUGCCUACAUCAGCCUGGAGAAAACCUGUGACUGCAACUUGUACCCGAGGCCCGUUCUCACAGUUGUACGACUCACAGAUGGGGAAAGAGUAGGAAGUGUGCGUCUGUCUAAGAAUCCAUUGACUCUAGUUGCGUGUAGGCAGCAGAGUGUGUUUGUGGGUUUUGAGGACGGGUCUGUAGGCGUGUAUUCUGUUUCAGAUGUCACUACUGACAGGGAGGAGGAGUCAGUCAGGCAGGGAGAAAAUUUGAUCGGUGAGUUGAAACAAUGCCCCUUUGACAAAGCACCAUUUAGUUGGUUACCCCUUCCAACCCCCAGUAUGAUAUGGCCUUAAGAUUAUUACACGCUGUUGGACAAGGAUGGAAAAAGUAUAGAGAUUAUACAUGGACUGUUUUUAACCAGACAACACUUCUAUUGAACUGCACCAUUAUUUGUUUUAGUUUCACUUGUCUGAGAUCUUGAUAAUGAUACACCUCUGCAGAAAAACUUUUCAUUUCUGUGAAACCAAAACCAAUAUCUGAUCAGUUUACAUCUAGUGUAGUAGUGUUCAUCUUAAUAUAUUGUCAACUCAGAGAGGAUCUUUGCACAUAUAUUUAAAAUAAAAAUGAUUUAAAUGCUUUA
Molecule: messenger RNA, 5542 nt
Organism: Lates calcarifer (barramundi perch)
Lineage: Eukaryota; Metazoa; Chordata; Actinopteri; Centropomidae
Product: NACHT and WD repeat domain-containing protein 2
Exons: 10
Coding region: 144-5255 (1703 amino acids)
Molecular function (GO): protein binding
Source: RefSeq, a predicted model, not a curated record